UUCGGACUCUACCACCUAACCAACUCUUACACACCGUGAGCGAAAUUAUUGGAGCGAGAGAGAGAGAGAGAGAGAGAGAGAGAGAGAGAGAGAGAGAGAGAGAGAGAGAGAGAGAGAGAGAGAGAGAGAGAGAGAGAGAGAGACAGAAAGACAGAAAGACAGAAAGACAGAAAGACAGAAAGACAGAAAGACAGAAAGAGAGAAAGAGAGAAAGAGAGAAAACAGACACACGGUACUGCUGGAUUAUUUCCCUAAAGCGGAAAGCGGUGGCGAGCGCAGUGGAUGUUACCGACUACAGUACGUUUAUCAUAGUAGAAGACUGAUUUUUAACAACGGCCGUUGUCAGGAUGUUGAUAAGGUUGUGAGGGCUCCAUCCUGUCAUCCUAUUGGUCACUGAGGCAGUGAGAUCACAUGCUGCCACAGCAUGCAGGUGCCUACAUGUCCCACAAUGCACUCUGCCAGCCCAGGCCUGCUCCUCCUCAGCUUCCUCUUCUUCGCUGAUGCUGACUCACCACCCAGGUUCACAAGAACCCCAGAAGACCAGACGGGGGUGCAGGGCGGCGUGGCCUCCUUUGUCUGCCAGGCCACAGGUGACCCCCAGCCCAAGAUCGUCUGGAACAAGAAGGGCAAGAAAGUCAGCAACCAGAGAUUUGAGGUGAUUGACUUUGACGACGGGUCUGGCUCGGUUCUAAGGAUCCAGCCCUUACGGACGCCGAGAGACGAAGCCAUCUACGAGUGUCACGCGUCCAAUACAGCCGGGGAGAUCACCACCUCCACCAGACUCAAUGUCCUACGAGAGGACCAGCUCCCGUCAGGCUUCCCUACCAUCGACAUGGGUCCCCAGCUGAAGGUGGUGGAGCGAUCUCGGACCGCCACUAUGCUGUGUGCCGCCAGUGGCAACCCCGACCCAGAAAUCACCUGGUUCAAGGACUUCCUCCCAGUCAAUACUACCAACAACAACGGACGCAUUAAGCAGCUUCGCUCAGGUGGCACGCCUAUACGAGGUGCAUUGCAGAUUGAACUGAGUGAGGAGUCAGACCAAGGGAAGUACGAGUGCGUUGCUACCAACAGUGAUGGGACGCGGUACUCCACUCCAGCUAAUCUCCCCACCCCCACCCCACCAUCAGUGCGUCGAGUUCCGCCUCGUUUCUCCAUCCCGCCGGCGGACAGUGAGAUCAUGCCCGGGGGCAGUGUGAACAUCACGUGCGUGGCGGUGGGCUCGCCCAUGCCCUACGUCAAGUGGAUGCUGGGCACGGAGGACCUGACCCCUGAGGACGACAUGCCCAUCGGGCGCAACGUCCUGGAGCUGGGCGACGUGCGCCAGUCCAACAACUACACCUGCGUCGCCAUGUCCACGCUGGGCGUCAUCGAAGCGGUGGCGCAGAUCAUUGUCAAAGCCCUGCCCAAAGCUCCAGGCACCCCAGUGGUGACGGAAAGAACUGCGACCAGCAUCACCCUCACCUGGGACUCUGGAAACCCUGAGCCUGUGGCCUACUACAUACUACUGCACCGGUCCAAGGGAUCGGAGGACGCCUACAAAGAGAUCGACGGCAUCGCCACCACCCGUUACAGUGUGGGCGGGCUCAGCCCGUACUCCCACUACGACUUCCGCGUGGCCGCCGUCAACACCAUCGGCCGCGGCCCCGCCAGCGAGACGGUGGAGGCCCGCACCUCCGAGCAGGCUCCGUCCUCGCCGCCCCGCCAGGUCAGGGGUCGUAUGCUGAGCACCACCACAGCCAUCAUCCACUGGGAUGAACCGGAGGAGGCCAACGGGCAGGUGGUGGGAUACAGGGUGUACUACACUGCUGACAGCACUCUGCAGGUCAACCAGUGGGAGAAGCAGAUGGUUCGCAGUGCAAACUUCAUCACCAUCCAAAGCCUGACCCCCAACAAGACGUACUACAUCAGAGUCCUGGCCUUCACCUCUGUAGGGGACGGGCCCCUGUCCCAGGACCUUCAGAUCAUAGCCAAGACCGGAGUUCCAUCCCAGCCAUCAGACUUUAAGGGAGAGGCCAAAUCAGAGACCAGCAUCCUCCUCUCCUGGGUGGCCCCACCGCAGAGUGGCCCUGACAACCAGAUCACCGGGUACGAGCUGGUGUACCGCCGCACUGACGACACGGAGGAGAAGAAGGUGACCUUUGAACCCUCCACCUCGUACCUCCUGAAGAACCUCAAGCCCUUCUCCACCUACACCUUCCAGCUGGCAGCUCGCAGCAAGCAUGGCAUCGGGGCCUACACCAACGAGGUGUCCACCGACACGCCCCAGACACUGCCCGCGGCCCCUCCCCAGGAAGUCACAUGUUCUAGCCCCAGUUCCACCGGUAUCCUGGUAAGUUGGGCUCCACCCCCUGAGGAGUUCCAGAAUGGAGUCAUAACGGGAUAUUCCAUCCAGUAUUCCAUCACGGAGGGGGAGAACCGUACCUCCCAGCGCGUGGACGGAAUCCCUCCAGAAAGUUCUCCAUACCUCCUGGAAAAACUGGAGAAAUGGACCGAAUAUGGGAUAACAGUGCGAGCACAGACGGAGGCCGGAGAAGGACCGGAGAGCUUGCAGCUGCUUGUCCGUACAGAGGAAGAUGUUCCCAGCGGCCCUCCACGGGGUGUAGAGGCAGAGGCGCUCAACGCCUCGGCCGUCAGGGUGUGGUGGCGGGCGCCGGCAGUGGAACUCCAGCACGGUCAGAUACGGGGGUACCAGGUGCACUACGUCAGGAUGAACUACGGAGAGCCCAGUGGACAGCCCCUCAUCAGGGACAUCCUCAUCGAUGAUUCCCAGUGGGAAAGCGAUGACGAGACACAAUACGAGGUGGUUCUGACGGCCUUGCGGGCAGACACGGCGUACUCGGUGUCUGUGGGAGCGUACACCGCCAAGGGAGAUGGGGCGAGAAGCAAACCCCAGACUGUUUGCACCACCAUGCCAUUGCCGGAGGUGCCCAAACUGACUGUGAGCACCACCAAGGAGGGCAACACCGUGCUCCAGUGGUCCCGCCCGCCCAGCGCACCCACCCCCCUCCUGGGGUACCGCCUCACCUACGGCCGAGCGGACAUCCUCCCCCCCACCGUGGUGGAGUUCCCCGCCAAGGAGAACCGCUACACUGCCCCAGACAUCCACAAGGGGGCGAGCUACGUCUUCCGCCUCUCCGCCCGCAACAAGAUGGGGUACGGUGAGGAGGCGGUGAAGGAGGUGACCAUGCCGGAGGACGCCCCCAGCAGCUUCCCCCAAAACAUCCUCUCCGAGGGCGCCUCGGCCUCCUCCAUCCGGCUGGCGUGGAAGUCCGUCCCCCUGAUCGAACAAAACGGGAAGAUCAUUAAGUACACCGUGCGGUACAAGGACAUCAACAGCAGGGGCAACGCCACGGAGGUUAGCGUGGCGGCGCCGGACUCGAGCGUGGUGUUGGAGGCUCUGAUGGCCGAUACAGUGUAUGAUGUCAGGGUGUGUGCAUACACGGCCGUGGGCCCCGGGCCCUACAGCCCAAGCGUCCAGUUUAGGACCCAACCGCUGGACCAAGUGUUUGCCACCAACUUCCGGGUCAAGGCGUCCAUGAAGACCUCUGUCCUGCUGACGUGGGAGAUCAAGGACAAGAACCCAACCCAGCCGUUCACUAUCCUGUAUGGUAAGGGCCAGAGUGUUGAGGUGGAAGGGAAGCAAACCCAGAAGUUGAUAACGGGCCUGGAGCCGGAGACCCAGUACUCCUUCCUCCUCACCAACCGGGCCAACAGCGCCGGGGGCCUGCAGCACCGCGUCACGGUCGUGACCGCCCCGGACGUGCUGAGGUCCAAGCCCACGCUGGUGGGGAAGACCAACGCAGACGGCAUGGUCACGGUUCAACUCCCCCCCGUCCAGACCAGCACCAUAGUCGGGGGUUACUAUGUGGUGGUGGUACCAUUGAGGAAGCAGAGAGGAGGGAAGUUCCUGAAGCCAUGGGAGGAACCUGACCAGAUGAACCUGGACGAGGUCCUGAAAGAGAUCAACAGGACCAGUGUGAGCCGUGCCCUUCGUGUUCGCAGGCAGGCCAGCCAAUCAGAGCCAAAGGCUUAUGUCACCGCCCACUUUAAGACCCUCCCUCUGGAGUUCACCCUAGGCGAUGGCCGUGACUACGGUGACUUCCGGAACCGCCCGCUCCAGAACGGACAGGAGUAUGUGUUCUUUGUCCUGGCGAUGUUGGACCUGUCUGACAACACUAUGUACGCCACCAGCCCCUACUCUGACCCCGUGACCUCGUCGGACGUGGAUCCCCAACCAAUCAUUGACGAGGAGGAGGGGCUUCUGUGGGUGGUGGGACCCGUGCUCGCUGUCAUUUUCAUUGUCUGCAUCGUCAUCGCCAUCCUCCUCUUCAAGAGCAAACCUGACAGGAAGAGGGCGGAAGCCGAGGGGAGGAAGGGGAGUUUCCCCUGCAGCAAGGCCAUGUCCUCUCACCACCCCACUGACCCUGUGGAGCUACGCAGGAUCAACUUCCAGACCCCAGGUUACCGUGUUUCAGUUUACCGCGGCUACCGCCGUCUAUCAAGCAUGGCGUGCCACCCGCCUGUGCCCAUGUCUGAGCUGGAGGAACACGUGGAGCAUCUGAAAGCCAACGACAACCUCAAGUUCUCUCAGGAGUACGAGUCGAUAGACCCCGGUCAGCAGUUCACAUGGGAGCACUCCAACCUGGAGGUCAACAAGCCAAAGAACCGCUACGCUAACGUCAUUGCAUACGACCACUCCCGCGUCAUGCUCUCCAGCAUCGAGGGCAUCCCGGGAGGUGACUACAUCAACGCCAACUACAUCGAUGGCUACCGGCGCCAGAACGCUUACAUCGCCACGCAGGGCUCUCUGCCAGAGACGUUCUGCGACUUCUGGCGUCUGGUGUGGGAGCAGCACACAGCCAACAUCAUCAUGAUGACCAAGCUAGAGGAGAAGUCACGGGUGAAGUGUGACCAGUACUGGCCCAGCAGAGGUACAGAGACCUACGGCCUCAUCCAGGUCACCCUGCUGGACACGGUGGAGCUAGCCACCUACUCCGUCAGGACCUUCGCUCUCUAUAAGAGUGGCUCCAGUGAGAAGCGAGAGGUACGUCAGUUCCAGUUCACAGCCUGGCCGGACCAUGGCGUGCCCGAGCACCCCACUCCCUUCCUGGCCUUCCUGCGCAGGGUGAAGGCCUGUAACCCUCCAGACGCCGGGCCCAUGGUAGUCCACUGCAGUGCCGGCGUGGGCCGCACUGGCUGCUUCAUCGUCAUCGACGCCAUGACGGAGCGCAUCAAGCAGGAGAAGACGCUGGACAUCUACGGUCACGUGACCCUGAUGCGCUCGCAGCGGAACUACAUGGUGCAGACGGAGGACCAGUACGUCUUCAUUCACGACGCCCUGCUGGAGGCGGUUGCCUGCGGCAACACUGAGGUGCCCGCACGCAACCUCUACGCCUACAUCCAGCGGCUGACCCAGAUGGAGCCCGGCGAGAACGCCACGGGCAUGGAGCUGGAGUUCAAGCGAUUGGCCAGUGCGAUGGCGCACACCUCCCGCUUUGUGAGCGCCAACCUGCCCUGCAACAAGUUCAAGAACCGGUUGGUCAACAUCAUGCCCUAUGAGACCACCCGAGUCUGUCUGCAGCCAAUCAGAGGGGUGGAGGGCUCAGACUACAUCAAUGCCAGCUUCAUAGACGGAUACAGGCAACAGAGGGCCUAUAUUGCUACCCAGGGUCCACUGGCAGAGACUACAGAGGACUACUGGCGGAUGCUCUGGGAACACAACUCCACCAUCGUAGUCAUGCUCACCAAGCUGAGGGAGAUGGGACGGGAGAAGUGUCACCAGUACUGGCCAGCUGAGCGCUCAGCACGAUACCAGUACUUUGUGGUGGACCCAAUGGCAGAGUACAACAUGCCCCAGUACAUCCUUCGAGAGUUCAAAGUCACUGAUGCCAGGGAUGGCCAAUCACGGACAGUUCGUCAGUUUCAGUUCACUGAUUGGCCAGAGCAAGGAGUGCCAAAGUCAGGCGAGGGAUUCAUUGAUUUCAUUGGCCAAGUGCACAAAACGAAAGAGCAGUUUGGCCAGGAUGGGCCAAUAACAGUGCACUGUAGUGCGGGCGUGGGGAGGACGGGGGUCUUCAUCACCCUGAGCAUUGUGCUGGAGAGGAUGCGCUACGAGGGCGUGGUGGACAUCUUCCAGACAGUCAAGAUGCUGCGGACCCAGAGACCAGCCACGGUACAGACAGAGGACCAGUACCAGUUCUGCUACCGGGCCAGUCUGGAAUACCUGGGUAGCUUCGACCACUAUGCAACAUAGUCUCUCCGGCCACGUCCAAAAUGGCACCCUGCCCCUGCACAGUGCUCUAAGGGUCCCUCCAUUCCAGUAUUGGGCACUAGGGCUCAGGGUGUCAUUGGAGAUCUGGCCAUUACUAUCCAGGGACGAGGGGACCACUGGCUACUCCCUCCCUAACCCAACCAACCCCCGCCCACCCCCACCCCCCGCACCCCCGCCCACCCCCGAGCAACAGCACCUCUUGUGAGCCAUAAAUAACUGUCUGACCUGGUAGCUGCCACAUCCAUGCUCCUGCCCCUACCACCACCCGCCCCCUCCCCUUCUACACACCAGGUCAGUCACUAAUUUGUUGAGGAACAAUCUCCCACUCCGGUCCCAUCCAAUAUCCUGGAAAACAUUGGAGGUUUUAUUUCCCUCACAGUGCUGUUUCUCAGUGCUCAAACCACUUUGUUAUGGAAGGAACAUUCAUCUCCACCCUACAUGGUUUGAACAAACUGUUAGAACCGGACAACAUAAUGUGACUGACCCUCACAGGAUAUUUAGGGAUUUCUCUUUGAGAAAAACAUCUAGAAACUCCCAUUCUGGGUGAUUCACCAGUUAAAGGAACUUGAAGGAACAAGUGGGAGAUAUUUCGAGAGACUUUUGAGGAUCAGAAAUUGCCAACGCGAGGCUUGAGACCCCUGAACACAGCAUAGUGUUGCAGAUAAGACACCUCCAAAUUAUGAAAAAAAGACACACCCAGUCUUUAUGUGGGAACAGACUGUUGUUUCUGGUGAAUGAAAAAGAUUUCUCUUUCUACAAUAAUAAUAACCACCAUUUCAACCUUAUGUUUCACUUUGAGAUGUAAACAUAUACCACAAAGUAAAAUAUUAAUUUAGUUUUUUAGUACUGUAUAGAUCUGUGAAUCUUGUUUUUUGGAGAAAAAAAGAAAACUGGAUAUUACAAUAUGUAUUUUAUUUUUAUUUUUACUGACCUGUGACAUUGUCCCCUUAAACAAUAUGAGGACAAGGUGGCACAAAAUGUUUCUUUUGUAUUCCGACAACGUUGUGUGGGUUUUUUUAAAACUCUGGUACUGUUUUAAACGUGUACAAUCAAAACCAGUGUGAAACAAAUCACAGUCAUUGACUGUCACUCUCCUGUAUUCUGUCACUCUUUUUUUGGACAUUAUCUCCAGAGUUGCUAGCUACUCUUGUCCUCCUAACCCUCUCAUAUUCUAUAAGUGUCAGUAGAGGCGCACACAGGGCAGCCAUUUAGAAUUUUUACAGGGACCAUGGAAGUAUGAACCUGCUGCUAGCAAACUCCAUUCUCCCACCAGGCAGGGAUGUAUACAGUGUAUACCUAUGGACGAGAGAGGCCCAGAACAGUACAGAUUUAUGCACAGAAGUAGAUAGAUAGAAGCAAGUAUUUAUAUAUGUCCAAAUAAGCUUCACAAAGAGAUUUUUUUUUUCAUUUUCAAUUGGGGAGGUAAAGAAGGGUGGAAGGAGGGAGGAGGGAAGGUGAGGGAGGAGGGAAGGUGAGGGAGGGUGAGGGAGGGUGAAGGUAUCUUUUUCACUGGAAUGCUCACCAUUAUAAGACUUUUCACUCUUGUCUGAUUCAGUGUGCAAUAAUAACUAGAUGUUCUAUUAUAUAUAUAUAUAUUUUUUUUUAUAAGUCACUAACUACAAUUAUGCCAUAAACAAUGAUAAUGUAUCUUUCCAGGCACAAGGGUGCUAUGAUAAAUAUGGUACCCACUAACAUUUAAUGUGUCCAAUCAAUGGAACCAACCCAGGAAGUCGAUAUUCGUCUGUAUACGAUGUCAUCCUUUUAUGUGUCACAGCAACAAAUGAAUGAUACGACUCAUAAUUCAACAGCAUAAAAUACGUAUUUUGAUUUUAGAUUUAUAGUGCCUUAUAUUACACACGCCUAUUUUGAUAAAGUUACUUUGAUGGUUUUUGUGUUAUGUAUGUAUGUGUGUUUACCAGAAUGUCAUUGUUUAUGUAGUCUGUAUGGUUUUGUUGCUUUUCAGUGAAGGUAUUUUUGUAUAUUUUAUGUUUGGGCUGUGAAGUUUUCUAUUUGGAAGGGUGAUAGUAGUACUGGGAUUUUUCACCAUUUCCAUCUAGACAAACAAACAAGUACUUUUAUUUUGGAGAUUUCCAAAGCCAAGAGAGCAAAAGAAGCCAUUGAGGUAAAGGAAACAUCAGUCAGGGGUUUGAGGUUUGAGGAACAAUUGUACUGGUCAAUGGGAGUAUUUGUUUUUUAUGCAGUGCAGUGCAAGUAGUGUCAAGCUUAGUAGGGCUUCAUAUGAUUUCAAAGUCCUAUUUCAUUUGUCUAAACUUUGUGUGUAUUCAGGGAGAACUUAGUUGGACUCCCAUGUAUUCGGCCAUGUGGAGUCUAAUGGAUUUGGCCAACUUUGGCAUCAGAGAGAGAGAGCUGACGACACUGAGGCACACACAUCCAGUACUUUUUAGUCAGACUGGAGAGAAAGGAACGCUCAGAACACACAAAGACAGGCUUUGGUUCCAGUAAAAAAAAAAAAAAAAAAAAAAAAGGUUAAACUUGUCGUUCACUUUUGUGUUUAUUCGUUCUGUCAUCCUUCAUUCCUUCAUUGACAAGAGAGAAGUUGUGGUUCUUUCAUCAUUUCUCUUCACAGUAGAGCAUUGCUUUGAACGCUCCUCCUCUUCAUUCAUCGCUUCACUCAGUUUAGGUAUUGCCCACCAUCUGACAGUGAUACACGUCCUCGUCUUUAUAUGCAUGGUACCACGUUUGAGAAGUCCCCUCCGUUUCACAUGUAUGGGAAGAAUUGCACUUUCUCUCUUUCUACUAUGCACUAGUUAAUACUACCCCAUUGUCUCCAAUACUCACCCUUGACAAUGUUACUUGAACUCAGUAAAGAGAAACUCUAAAUUAUCACUGCAGUGUGCAUAUGUAAAUAACACAGAACACUAAGAGUAACAUUUAGGUAAAUAAAUAAAGUAAUUAUAAGGUAAAUCAAAGUUUUAAUAGAUAUAUUGUAUUUGAAUGGGAGGUUUGCGCCUGCACCAGAAAUCACAGAUUAUGACACUACCAUGUGUGUGCGGCAUGUCACAGUGGAAUUGUUGUCCCACAAAAUUAUCACAGAGAAUUAAGUCUCCCAUCCUUCCCACACCUCAUGUGAAUGAAUUCAACUGGAGUGAAUUCAAAGUAUUAAAAAAAUGAAUAGUGGGCUAAACAAAUCGGUUAUUUCCAUCGUACAUACGAUAUUUGAUCUGUACAUGUAAACUUUUGAGGGGUUUUCUUUUCCGAGUGAAACAAGUGAUUUUUAUUUUCUUAUGUCGGUUCUCCCGUGGUGUGCAACCGGGAAAAAAAAGGUCUGUAUGGAAGUCUGGUCUUUGUCGACACAAGUUUCAUUUGUUACAAAUAAACUCAAGUGAAAAACUAAA
Molecule: messenger RNA, 9627 nt
Organism: Osmerus eperlanus (European smelt)
Lineage: Eukaryota; Metazoa; Chordata; Actinopteri; Osmeriformes; Osmeridae
Gene: ptprdb
Product: protein tyrosine phosphatase receptor type Db
Exons: 39
Coding region: 425-6253 (1942 amino acids)
Biological process (GO): peptidyl-tyrosine dephosphorylation involved in inactivation of protein kinase activity
Cellular component (GO): signaling receptor complex
Molecular function (GO): protein binding; protein tyrosine phosphatase activity
Source: RefSeq, a predicted model, not a curated record